AUGGCGCCCACCCAAGUGCACCACCAUCGGUCUACUACCAAGUCUUCCAACAAGCCUUUCAAGACCAAGCACGCCUCAAAGAGUGCUUUGAAAGAGAAGGCGAAGGGCAAAGUCGAAAAUGAGCGGGGCAGUCGCAAAACACCCCACCAACAACUCAAGUCGAAACUCGACCGUCGCAAUCAGGCCCGCCAGAGGCAACAAUUGAAGCAUCAAGAGAAGGCACAAGCGACAAGCAUCUUCACUGGCCAGACUGGCGCCCCCCGUCACGUCGCCAUCAUCCCGCUCUCGGCCGAGAUUGACACCAAUGCCGCUAUUCGCGCCCUGAAUGAAAGUGUCGAUAUCAACGAUGAGGUUUCCGCUGAGGGAUCUCUCCGUGUGCGUGUCGACCGCUUCCGCCAGAGCCUGCAAUAUAUGACAUCUAAGCACGAUCCCGUCAACGCGAUGGACGUGUGUCGCCUGGCCGAUUUCGUCGUGCUGGUCAUGUCCGCAGAAACCGAAGUCGACGAAGAAGGCGAGCUACUGCUUCGUUCUAUUGAGAGCCAGGGUAUCUCCAACGUUGUGACUGUGGUACAAGGUCUGGAUCAGGUCAACCCAGCCAAGAGACGUCCUCAGGUCGCAUCUUCUCUCAAGUCCUACAUCAAUCAUUUCUUCCCCACUGUGGAGAAGGUGAUGUCUCUGGAUUCUCGACAGGAAUGCUCAAAUGCCAUCCGAUCCCUAUGCACUGCCACUCCCAAGGGUAUUCGCUGGCGUGAUGAGCGCAGUUGGAUGUAUAUUGAGAACGUGCAGUGGCCAGAUGCGAGCGCCGAGGUUGUUGAUGAUGUGGUGGUAACCGGUAUUGUUCGUGGCAAGGGCUUGAAGGCCGACCGCAUCGCUCACAUUCCCGGCUGGGGCGAUUUCCAGAUUGCUUCGAUCACCGCGGCACCACUGCCAACGACUAAAAACAAGCGUGAUGAUGCUAUGAACGUUGAUGGCGCCGAUGGUGUUCAGACCUUAGAGGCACCCACGGCUGAUCAAGACGACAUGGCUGUAGUGGCUCCGGAGGAGAUCGAAAUGAUGGAUGACGAUAUGGUCUCCAUGGCCGGAACUGAGAAGAAAGGUGUCUUGCUCGACGAUUACCACUACUUCUCUGACGAUGAUGCACACAUCCCUGCGAAGCCGAAGCGGUUACCGAAGGGUACCUCAGAGUACCAGUCAGCCUGGUACCUUGAAGAUGUUUCUGACUCAGGGUCCGACAUCGUCGACGAGGAUGAUGACGAGGAUAUGGAAAUGGAGGUUACCGGCGCCCCUGAAGACGGAUUCUUCGCAGACAAGGAGGAUGCUAUGACAGAGGGCGGCCCCUCAGAGUACCCUCAAUCGGAGAUGUUCAUGGACCCGUCCCCGGAGGAUGAGGCACAGGAGCUGGCCGAGUAUCGUAAGAGCCGUCGCACUGAAGCCGAGGAGGAUCUUGAAUUCCCCGAUGAGAUCGAGCUGCACCCAAACGUGCUCGCACGAGAGCGUCUCGCUCGAUUCCGAGGCUUGAAGAACAUGAAGCUUAGUCCCUGGGAAACCUCGGAAGAUCGACCACACGAGCCCGAAGAUUGGCGUCGACUGCUGCAAUUCGGCGACUACAAGGGUGCCAAAAACCGAAUCAUUCGUGAAGCCCUUGUUGGUGGUGUCAAUCCCGGAACCCGGGUCGACGUGCACCUUCGCGCCGUCCCAACGGCCCUCCGAUACAAGGCCCAGCCUCUUUCCCUCUUCUCUCUUCUGCGCCACGAACACAAGCACACGGUUGUCAAUGUCAACAUGACUCUCAGCUCCAGCGUUGACAAGCCCUUGAAGUCGAAGGAGCAGCUCAUUGUGCAGAUUGGCCCUCGUCGCAUGGUAGUCAACCCUGUGUUCUCUGCCGGCGACAAUACCCCGAACAAUGUGCACAAGUACGAUCGCUUCCUUCAUCCUGGCCGCAGUGCUGUCGCAACCUGGAUUGGCCCUAUGACCUGGGGUGCCGUCCCGGUACUUGUCUUCAAGAACAAGCAAGUGGAGGAGGAUUCCGAGGUCCUCGAGUCCGCCGAUGUCGAGUCAGGUGCAGUCUCUAUGGAUCGCUUGGAGUUGAUCGCCACUGGUACUGUCAUCGCACCAGACCCCAAGCGCGUCAUCGCGAAGCGCGCCAUCCUCACGGGUCACCCAUACAAGAUUCACAAGAAGGUCGUUACCGUUCGGUACAUGUUCUUCAACCAAGAGGAUGUCCAUUGGUUCAAGGCCUUGCAACUUUGGACUCGCCGUGGUCGCAGUGGAUACAUCAAGGAGAGCCUCGGUACACACGGUUAUUUCAAGGCCACCUUCGAUGCCAAGAUCAACCCCCAGGACUCGAUUGGUAUCAGUUUGUACAAGCGUGUCUUCCCUCGCAAGGCGCGAGCUUUGGAAGAGCUUGCGUAG
Penicillium diatomitis is the source of this 2412-nucleotide messenger RNA. Its product is annotated as small subunit rRNA maturation protein TSR1. Gene Ontology annotation, molecular function: GTP binding; GTPase activity; U3 snoRNA binding. The coding region runs from base 1 to 2412 and encodes 803 amino acids. The transcript has 2 exons. Gene Ontology annotation, biological process: endonucleolytic cleavage of tricistronic rRNA transcript (SSU-rRNA, 5.8S rRNA, LSU-rRNA); maturation of SSU-rRNA from tricistronic rRNA transcript (SSU-rRNA, 5.8S rRNA, LSU-rRNA); ribosome biogenesis. The record is from RefSeq and is a predicted model, not a curated record. Gene Ontology annotation, cellular component: nucleus; preribosome, small subunit precursor. NCBI's taxonomy places the organism in Eukaryota, Fungi, Ascomycota, Eurotiomycetes, Eurotiales, Aspergillaceae.